Molecule: messenger RNA, 7998 nt
Organism: Drosophila willistoni
Lineage: Eukaryota; Metazoa; Arthropoda; Insecta; Diptera; Drosophilidae
Product: myb-like protein X
Exons: 10
Coding region: 244-7956 (2570 amino acids)
Molecular function (GO): protein binding
Source: RefSeq, a predicted model, not a curated record
AUAAAAGGGGUUUUUCUUUUGCGGGCGCACACUUUAUAAUCAGCCCUCGCGAAUCAGCGAAUUGACGUUCAAUGGAAUCAACAAGUAAUCAAAACGUCAGAACAAAACUGUUGUGGUACUACCGUACACAUGGCAACACUUGGUCUAAAAUGUCUCGAGGCAGAGUAGUUAAACAUUUUCCUUCUCAGUAUUGAUCCAACGUUAAAGGUAAAUGCUUCGUUUUUGUUGUGCAACUGUGACAAAAUGACAGGAACAAGUUUACCAAGGGUUCCAGAAGGACUCAGGGAUCUAAUGAAGGUCUUCACAAAAGAUGUUCUACGUGAAAAGCCGGAAAAUCUUUAUCAAUUUUCUGCAAACUAUUUCGAUGGCAUUGUAUCUGAGAAAACGCCACAAGCGAUGCGUAAGUACGAGCCAGUGCAAAGUUAUGAGGCCAUCAUGAAAAACCGGAUACGUCAGCAAGUGCCCUUGUCACUUGUAUUUAAUAUAAUUCCCGAAACUUUAACCGAACUAAUCAAGCAGUUCAUCAAAGCUGUUCUUAAAGAGUGUCCCGAAAACAUUUAUGUUUUUGCCAGGGAAUAUUUUCAUCGGCUUUCCAUUGCCAAGACUACUCAAAAUAAUAGAAACACCGACUACACGACCUAUGAAAAAUAUCUGGAGGGCAAGGAGAAUGCACGUCUUGCCCCAAAAGUCACUUGUGAAUGUGGUCGUGUCCUAAGUGCUGCUAGGACACUAGAGGCGAUACCGCUAAAUGAACAAAAUGCCCAAUCAAGUCCAUUGAUUAUUGAUAAGGAUAAUCAGCAACACGAAAGAAGUUACAGUGUUAACUAUUUAAGGGCUGUUUGCAUUAUUCAAAAACAUUUUCGCCAAUACCUUAAGCGAAAAAAUGCGACUAAAAAAUACAAUAGUCAUGAGUAUGUAACUGCAAUUUAUAUAAUCCAAAGGCAAGUUCGUCGAUAUUUGACCAGAAGGCGUAUUGCGAAUUCAAAAUCUCUUGACCAGCAGCAAUCGAAAAAGAACAUAAGACAGCAUUAUGAUUCCGCAACAUAUAUGAGAGCUGUCUAUGUGAUUCAAAGACAUUACCGGCUAUAUAGAAAACGCCAAAACAAAAAGCAAUUGAAAAAUGAUACAGUUUCGCUGACGGCAGCCGCCUUUAUUAUACAAAGGACUUUUAGAAGGUUAAUAAAGGCACGAAGGGCCAAAAAGCACACUGCCGCUGCACUAGAUCAAGGCGAUGAGGUCAACGAUAAUGCCUCCGAGGCAGGUUCAUAUACAUCUGCCUCUACAGCUCUACUUUCAACCGAGUCGGCCGGUGAACAUAUGGAGUUUGGGGGCAAUUUCGAAGAAUCCGUCCACCAACAAACCAUUAAGGAGGACGAAGAGGUUGAGAACAAUUACGUAAAUUUUGACGAAAAACAUUUUGAAGAAACUACUAAAAAGGAUGGCCAAUCGAUAAACUCUAAGAUGUGGGAGUCAUCGAUUCGAUAUACAGGAGAUGAUGAAGAAGUGGAAAAGUCAAGAAUUCAUAUUGAAAGCGGUAUGCAGGAAACUACAGCCGAUGGAAUGGAUCUAAAGGAGUUUGAUGGGAAUGUUUUGUUAAAGCAAAAUAAAGAGAAUAGCAUUGACAAUGGAAUAAAAACUAAAACCAAGGAUGGUUUAGAUGUCAAUUUAGAAAAACACAAUGAAUUGGAUUCAACAAAUAUAAUUUCCAUGAACAACUUUAAUAGUUUGCAACCUACUCAAGAAGAGGUAGAGAAUCCACAGAAAACCAGUGCAAGUGUCCAAAGUUCUUUAGAUGAUGCUACAGAAGAUGCAGCACUACAAAUGGAGUCCCUUCAUCGAGAAAAGAGAGAUAUUGAAGAUCCUCGCAUAGUGGAAGUUAACAAGGAAUCCAAUGAAUUGGGAAAUGUGAAACCGGAAACGGCAGUCAUGAGACAAGAAAAUGAUUUAGACACAGCAGUCGAAGAAGAAGUCAAUAUAACAAAGAAAUCGCAAAAUGUGGGCGAUUUACCAUUAAUACACAAAAUUGAAAAUAAAAGCGAUGAAAAAGACAAAGAAGUGGACCCUGAAGAAAAAACAAUAAAUAAGUUGAAUAGUUCGGAAAGUGAUGAGCAAUUAAUAAUUCAGAAUGCAAAACAUGAAAGCCGAGAUAAAGAAAUUGAGAUAGAGACUAUUGAAAAAAAGAUAGUCAAUGAAUUGGAUAAGUCGGAAGGAGACGAUCAAAACACAAAACUCAAAAGCGAACCAAGAGACACGGAAGCCGAUACUACUGAAGAAGAAAUUGGUAACACAUUGAAUAAAGCAGAACAGAAAAGUAGCGAUCGUUCAGAUAUCAAAAAUAUUGAAACAAAAGACAAUGAAAGUAAAUUUGAAUGUGAACCGACUAGUAAAGAAAUUGAUAAUAAGGAGAAAAGAACAGAAAGCAUUGAAAUCGAGAAAAAAGAAAAGAAAACAGAAGAGACAAUGAUAGAGGAAAUUAAAGAAACGAUUUUGGAUAAACCAGAAAAUGAAGUAGAUACUGCAAUGUUAACUCCGAGUGAAAAAGUAGAAUAUGUAGAUAUUCAACCUGAAAAUAAAGCUGCUGAAACUGAAGUCAUUGAAAAGAUUAUUGUAAAAAGGGAAAUCAAUCCAACGACUGCCCCAAAAGUGGAAAUCGAAAACAAUGAGCAAACAUUCAAUAUGUCUGAAGAAAUAAGUGAAGGAGAAACCACUGUAUCGACCAAUGAUAAAGUAAAAGAUCAAAUGGAAAUCAUAGAAAGAGAACACAAACUUGGGGAGACUGAAAAGAAAAUUGAAACCCUAGAAGAUACAAUCCAACCGAGUAACGCCAAAACUCCAGUUAUAAAAAUUGAACGAACGGAAGAGACAAUGGAAGAGAGAGAAGAUGAAACAGACGAAUCGACUCUUGGAAAAAUGGAAAAUGUUGUUGAGGACGCAAUUUUAGCAAAAAUAGCUUUUAAUAAAAUUUCCAAUAACACUCCAAUUAUCAAACUUGACCUAACAGAAGAGAAAAUUGAAGAUGAAAUAGAUGAACCGACUGUUGCGAAAGAGAUAGAAGAUAAUAUCCAAGAACCUAGUAACGAAAAAGCCCCAAUUAUAAAAAUUGAACAAACAGAAGAGACAACUGAAGAUGAUAUAGAUGAAUCGACUGUUGCAAAAAUGGAGAAUAUUGUUGAGGAGGCAAUUUUAGCAAAAAUGACUAUUAACAGACUGUCCAAUAAAGAUGAGCAAAUCCAUGAAAAAGAUGAGAGUAUUGAGGAAGUUCAAAUAGUAGUCCAUGAACGACCAAUUGACACCGAAUCUCUAAAACCCAAGACAGAAUCGGAUGAAUCCCUAAUCGAAAGGGAAAGUAGGACCAAAGAUCAGUUCAUUGCCUCGGUAGAUGAACCAUCUAUAGAGAUAGAAGGUGCAGACAAACUUUUAAUUUCUAAAACUAAACCAGAAGAAGAAAACACUGAUUCUAUCGAAAAAAUAGAAGCCGAAGAACAAACCAUUAACAUAAAGGAAAAUAUAUCUGAUGAAUCAAGCAUUAAAACACUUGAUAAAAAGAAAAUUGAACCGACAGUCAUAGAAAUUGAAGAUAAAUCUAAUGAAACUAUAAAAGAAAUAGUAGAAAACGAUGUCAUUUUACCAAUAAUUGAGAAAAUAGAUAAUAUAAUAGAUAAUAAUAGAGAAAGUAAAGACGACAAACCAGAUGAUACAGUAAAACCUGAUGAUGAUAAAACUACUGGAGAAGAAAACGGCACAAUCGAUGAAUCAACUGUUGUAGAAGCAGAAUGUGUGUCUGAUGAGUUCAUUAUUCCAAAAACAGAAAAUAUGUCCCAAAAGGAACCAACUGACAGAGAAACUGCAAAUAAUCUUAACGAUUUGACCAUAUCAAUAACAAAAGGGGAAGAAAAACAAAUUGAUGAACCCAUUGAAAUUCAUCCUAAAAGUAAAGCCAAUGAACUAAUCAAUGAAUCAACAGUUAACCAAAUAAAAAGCCAAGAUGAUUACCUUACAGGAGAAAGCAAAGAUGUUGACCCUACAAUUGAAAUAAAGGCAAAUACGAUGGACAAAUUGAUCGCAGAAACAGCGAAUGAACACAAACAAAAAGCAAAUGAUCUAGCCGACGAGACAAUUGAAAGAACAACAUACGAUGAACCGGAAAUCGUAAAUUUGCAAAAUAUAGACGAUCAACAGAUUUCUGUUACAGUUGAAAAGGAAGACGAUGAACUAGCUAAACAAAUGGAAGAUGAGGGAACAGUUGAGAAACUUGCAACAAAUGAACUAAAAAAUAUUCCAAUUAAUAAACUAACCAAUGAACAAAGUAAUGAUUAUUCAAAUGAACCAAUCAAUGAACUAACCAAUGAAGAAUCAGUAGAACUAACCGAAAAAUCUAACAAUAAACAAACCAAUAUAUCAGCCCAUGAACUUACCAAUGAACCAACCAAUGAACCCAUCAAUGAACCCAUAAUUAAAGAAAUAAAACAUCAAGAUAUUGAAUCAUCUGUCGCAAAACUGGAAAACAACGUCGAGGAGGAUAUAAAUAACAAAGCUGAGUCAUUAAUUCAAAAAAUUAAAAAUAAAUCUGACGAAUCGACAGUCGCUAAAAUUGAAAAUGAAGUCAAGGAAAUAUUUGGCAUUGAUAAUGAGUCGAAUGUCAGCAUAAAGUCAACAGAUCCUGAGCAAAUAAUGCAAUCUGGGGACUUAAAAAUUUCGAGUGAUCUUACAACCAAAGUGCCAGAUACUUCUGAUGAAAAUGACCAUAGCAUAGAUAAAAGAAGUAUCGAAACAAGCUCUAGUUCAACUGAAUCAAAGGAUCCUCAAAUUAAAGUCACAGCGAAUGAAUUGGCUACUACUGAAAUGCCUUCUGUUAUAAAAGCUGAACAGAAAGACUCUUCAUUGCUUAAAAGUAAUAAAUUAAUUGGCACCCAAAAUUUUACUAACACUAAUGAAAUUGAUAGCAACACAAAGAAAUUGCCCAAAGAGAAACAUAUUGGAAGCACCUUAGAAUCAGGUCGAUUAAUGCCGACUCCAAUUGCCGAGCUGCAGCUUAAAUCAUUUAAGUCACCUGCCGAUUCGGCUCCAUGGUAUCAGCAUGUUGCUGAAUAUAAUGACUCUGCUGAGAAUGAGAAUAAAAAAGAAAAUUAUAAAGCUAAUGAUAAAAAUAUCAUUGAAGAAGAUCAGACUCAGGAUAUACCAACUAAUAUUGCUAUUGAAAGAGUUCCCAGAUAUUUUAAUGGCGAUGAAGUCCCCACAAUUAAAAAUCCAAAAAGGAAAAACUCUGUGGCGUUUUUCAUUUCAUUUGAUUCGGAUGAUGAGAAACCAACAUUCAAAGUACCCAAAAAGUUUUUAAAGAAACCAAAAGAAGUCGUCCGAAAACCCCCCACCAAUAAUGCCAUAGAAGUUGAUAAUAAUGAUAAACUUGAAGAUGAAAGCUAUCCAGAUCUAGACGAUGAGCUGGAAAUAGAAAUAUCUGAAAAUGAUUUUCAACAGUUUGCUGCAUCCAAAUUACAAACUAUUCCUGAAGUAAAUGAAUGUGAUUCCAGCAAUGAUCUCAGAUAUGCUGGAAAAACUGUAGACCAGAUAUCCGAACAGUCUGAAAAAGAAGUCAAAGAAAAUAGUCCACUAAAUAUCACAGAUGUUAAAGAAAUUGAUGUGUCCAAGGUGGAAGAAAUUACAGAGUUAAAACGAAGCGAAAGCCCCCGAAAAGGUAGCAUUGACAUAAAGAAUGUUCAUAACGUUGAAGAAAUAUUGUCGAACGAGAAUGAAAAACACAAUGCAGCAGUGAUUAUUCAAAACUGUGUAAGAGCAUUUCUUAAAAAAAAAUCAGAUAAUAAAACAAAUGAUAUAAUAUCAGAGUUUAGUCGAAAGGUUGCAGCGAAGAAAAUACAAAGAGCCUAUAGAGAAUUCACAAAACGUGAUAUCCAAGAUAAAACAUCGGAAAUAAAUGUUACUCAAAAUAAUAAACAAAUCGAUGGGACCGAAGGUGAGAGGGAAGUAGAAAAGAUGGCAGCUCUAAUCAUUCAAAAAGCAUUCAGAAGUUAUUCAGAGCGAAAGAAACUAGAAAACUAUGAGGAAAGCUCUCACGGUUCAGUAACUAGUUCCCCAAUGACAGCCAUACGAAAUUUAAGUAUUUCCAGUGAAUUAACAAGCCUAGAGAGUUCAUCAGUUCUAGAUGCUGGGAUGCCAUUAUCAGAAGACUUCAAAGAUAUUGACUCUGCUGAUGGCACAAUAGUGGUAAACGAGUCAAACAAUGAUUCUGGUAUUGAUAGUGAAACGAUGGCAACUGCACGUAAUGUUGAAUCCACCAAAGACACGCAAGUAGAUAGAACGCAUGGCUUGCUUGAAUCAAAAUUAGUUCCUGAUACUUGCAAUUCCAUAAUUGAUCAAAAUCAAACACCACGCCCACUUGAACAGACUAAUGCAGUAUCUAAUGAUUUAGACGUUUCUACAGAUGGUGCAGUGUUUGGCUUAGUAGAAGAUCCUACCCUUGGUCCAAUCGACCAUUCAGGCAGUUUUGCUGGCGGUACUGCUGCAAUCAGAGAAUUGGUAAACGAAUUUCUUAUCAAUGAGAUUCAAUAUUCCACCCAGGAGCAAAGUCAACCAAAUGAAGUCCAAGAGGAGCCUUGCAUUAAGAAAACAGCUUCAAUUACUAAUCUUAGUGAGAGUCUAGAGAGCAUUAAAUCACGAGAAACUAAACAAAAUGAGUCAUCUGAUGUCAUGCUGGGGGAAAAUCUGGCACACGGAGAAUCUAUGGACUUAGAUACAUUCGCCACAGAUACCUUAGAUAAGGCUACAUUAAAGUUAUUGAAACCAGAACGAACCAUUGAGAAGAUGUCGCAGCGGCAAGUUUCAGAGUCACUAGAUAAGGACAACUUGCCCACUGAGGCAAGUUUUGAAGAGCCGAUUAUUAAGUCAAUGGGCUCAUUGCAGGACCAAGCAAACAUGGACAUUGAAGAUGGCGAUUUAAUCAUUUAUAAACGCCUUCAACGCGAGGAUACCCGCGAGAGUUCCGCCCAAAGUGAUUCCGUAGUAUUUGGGGAAACCAACGAGGAAGAAGCUGAAAGGCAAGGAAGUGCUAAUAAGAUCGAUGCAGAACCAACUAGAGUACAAUUCACACGCCAUUAUACAAUUGCUGGAGAUGACCCAAGAAGAAUGUUCAAGACCAUCGAUGACGAUGGAGAAGGCGAUUUCGAGGCUGCUCCUCUAAUAGAUAGCACUAGUAGUUUCUGCCUAGAUGAUGAAACUUCGGAAGCUAUUCGUAAAAAAAUUAUGGCAUAUUCUCUAUCAGAAACAGACUCUGAUUACUUCGAUCCCAAUAAAGUGAUCACAGAUGACUCUUACAUCGACACAGCAAUGGCAGAUGAUGCCAUGGGAACCUCAACAGAGACAGAAUCCACAAUUGUAUCGGCCGCAACGAAAAUACAAGCUGGAGCCCGGGGAUUUCUAACGAGACGUAGAUUACGCCGUGCCAGUGCAGGUACCAAGUCAUCCACUCAAGAAACAAAGGCAUCCUUUGGCAAUGAUGCCAUCAGUGAGUCCCUAGAAAGAUUUAUUGAAGAAGAAGCCGCCAAGAAGAUACAAGCAGCGUAUCGCAUCCACACCAGGAAGCAGAAUCGUCGCAAAAACAAAUUGGAGGGAGUCAGUUUGGAGAGCAGUCUAGCUGCCAGGCGUCAGAAGUUACAGCGUGGAGAUGCCCUUCGAAACGAUUCAACUCCAGAUGAUGAUAAUAGUGCUAGGACUAGCAUAAAUACAACCAAUGGACCACAGGUCGAGAAGAUAUCGAAAAAACAUCGUUCGGAAGCAACUGCCGAGGAGCACAAGAAGUCCAAGGUCAGUAUGGAAUUGAAGUGGCCUGUAUUGAGGCAAAACUCGAUGCCAGUUCAAAUCGAUUGUGAGGUACUCAGGGUUAUCCCAAAGCAUCUGCGAAAGCGAAUAAGGAGCGCAGAAAGUCAAAAGAAGAAUCGAAAAUAAUUAACUAAAAUCAAAAUAAUGGCAAAUUAUGUUGGCUUAAAA